AUGUUUUCUCUGGCCCUGAAAUGCCUUAUCAGCCUGUCCACCGUCAUCCUGCUGGGCUUGAUCAUUGCCUACCACACGCGGGAAGUGCAGCUCUUCGUGAUCGACAACGGCGCCGAUGACUGGCGGAUAGCAAUGACUUAUGAGCGCAUCCUUUACAUCAGCCUGGAGAUGCUGGUUUGUGCCAUACACCCCAUCCCUGGGGAGUACAAAUUUUUCUGGACAGCACGUCUGGCCUUCUCCUACACACCCUCGCGGGCAGAGGCCGAUGUGGACAUCAUCCUCUCCAUCCCUAUGUUCCUCCGCCUGUACCUGAUUGCCCGGGUCAUGCUGCUGCACAGCAAGCUCUUCACUGAUGCCUCGUCACGCAGCAUCGGGGCGCUCAACAAAAUCAACUUCAACACACGCUUCGUCAUGAAGACUCUCAUGACCAUCUGCCCCGGCACUGUGCUGCUGGUCUUCAGCAUCUCCCUGUGGAUCAUCGCCGCUUGGACGGUCCGUGUCUGUGAGAGCUGCCGUUCACCUCUGCGCAGGGCAGGCAGUCGGGGUCUCCCCGCGUGGUACCACGAUCAGCAGGAUGUGACCAGCAACUUCCUGGGUGCCAUGUGGCUCAUCUCCAUCACGUUCCUCUCCAUUGGCUACGGUGAUAUGGUGCCUCACACAUACUGUGGGAAAGGUGUCUGCCUCCUCACCGGCAUCAUGGGGGCUGGCUGCACUGCCCUGGUGGUGGCUGUGGUGGCCAGGAAACUGGAACUCACCAAAGCCGAGAAGCACGUGCACAACUUCAUGAUGGACACUCAGCUGACGAAGCGGAUCAAGAAUGCUGCAGCCAACGUCCUUCGGGAAACGUGGUUUAUCUACAAACACACAAAGCUGCUAAAGAAGAUUGAUCAUGCCAAAGUCAGGAAGCAUCAGAGAAAGUUCCUUCAAGCCAUUCACCAGCUGCGCAGUGUGAAGAUGGAGCAGAGGAAGCUGAGUGACCAGGCCAACACGCUGGUUGACCUUUCCAAGAUGCAGAACGUUAUGUAUGACCUGAUCACAGAGCUCAAUGACCGGAGUGAGGACUUGGAGAAGCAGAUUGGCAGCCUAGAGUCCAAACUGGAGCAGCUCACCACUAGCUUCAACUCUCUUCCCCUGCUCAUCGCCGAAACCCUGCGCCACCAGCAGCAGCAGCUCCUCGCAGCUGUUAUUGAGGCUCGUGGCAUCAGUAUGGCAGGGGGAACCCCCCAGACGCCCCUGUCCGACAGUCCGAUUGGGGUCAGCUCCACCUCCUUCCCAACCCCUUACACCAGUUCAAGCAGCUGCUAAAUUGCAGACUGAGCCCCCAAGCCCUAGGAAGACAGACAAGAAGAGCUACUUGUGGGUCUUCAGAGUCAAGUCAACUUUCUUCCGGCCCUCUGGCCGCCACAGAAACAUCCAGGCCAAGCCAAUGCUGAAAGCAUGACCGAACUAACACCGAGGUUAGCUCAGAGCCCUUGGAGUUCAACAACGCCUUGGAACCAGAAAUCCAAUCUCUGUUUUGGUGCCUCUACAUGCGAUGAGAAGGAAGCGGAUGUGAGGGGAAGCCUCUGGCAAGGCCCUUGCUGCAGUGUUUAGUGGAGGACAGAAAUCCACACUCAAUCUCAGGUCUUCAAAUAGAAAAAAAAAAAAUAGUCCGAAGCACUGAAGCAAUGGAGCUGCAACAGAGGGAGAGUACUCCACAGCGCGGGCUGUGAGCCAUGGGCAAAAGGGGCUGCUUAUCUCCAGGGCCUUCCUUCGUCCCCAUUCCUCCCAGCCCUGUUCGUUAAGUGUCUUGCCAAGGAAGAGUGGGGGAGGAGGACAGUUAGUUUGCCAAGACUGCUAUCCUUUUGCCUCCUGCACCUCCCACAGCCCUACCCGGGAACUGCCAAUAUCUCGCCUUCUUGCACAGGCUCUGAGCUCAGAGGCCCGUUUGC
This is a messenger RNA of Emys orbicularis (European pond turtle), 1931 nucleotides long. RefSeq names its product potassium calcium-activated channel subfamily N member 3 (gene KCNN3). Gene Ontology annotation, cellular component: neuron projection; plasma membrane; neuronal cell body. Bases 1 to 1305 code for a protein of 434 amino acids. Lineage: Eukaryota; Metazoa; Chordata; Testudines; Emydidae. The record is from RefSeq and is a predicted model, not a curated record. Gene Ontology annotation, molecular function: small conductance calcium-activated potassium channel activity; calmodulin binding. Gene Ontology annotation, biological process: potassium ion transmembrane transport. The transcript is spliced from 9 exons.